This is a messenger RNA of Pogonomyrmex barbatus (red harvester ant), 1239 nucleotides long. Its product is annotated as cytochrome P450 4C1-like. Gene Ontology annotation, molecular function: monooxygenase activity; heme binding; oxidoreductase activity, acting on paired donors, with incorporation or reduction of molecular oxygen. The record is from RefSeq and is a predicted model, not a curated record. NCBI's taxonomy places the organism in Eukaryota, Metazoa, Arthropoda, Insecta, Hymenoptera, Formicidae.
UAUCAUAUCUUUGUUAUAGGAACAAAAUGGCACAAAAUGCAAAAGAUAUUAACACCUAUGUUUCAUUUUAAUAUAUUGAAACAAUUUGUCGAAGUGUUAAUUGAGGAAGGAAAUAAUAUAACACAGUCUUUGAAAAAUAUUAAAGGAUCAACUGUCGAUGAUUUAGCAUUCUUUAUCGGUCAUCACACGAUGAAUGUAAUAUGCGAAAUAGUCAUGGGUACUUCCUUACAAGAAAUAGGCGCGUUCCAAGAGCAAUAUCGUCAAGCAAUCUAUGAAUUGAGAGAAAUUUACUUUUACAGAUCAUUGAAACCGUGGUUAUAUUUCGAUAUGAUAUUUGCUUUAACGCCAAUGGGUAGAAGGUACGCCAAAUAUUUGAAAAUAUUGCAUGGAUUAACUGAAAAGAUUGUUGCAAAAAGGAAAGAAUAUCAUGAACGCACCGACGGACGAUAUUUAAAAAAUUUUGAUAAUGAAACAAACAUUGAAGCAGACGAUAAGGAGGUGAUAGGAGGAAUGAAGAAAAGACGAUUUACUAUGUUGGAUUAUCUAAUAUCAGUGGCUCGUAAUAAUGACAUAAAUGAUAUAGACAUUAGGGAAGAGAUUGAUACGUUCAUAAUGAAGGGUCAUGAUACUGUGAUGAUGAGUGUAAUUUAUGCGCUAUUGUUACUAGCUGAGCACAAAGAUAUACAGGAAUGUGUCAGAAAUGAAAUUAGUGCCAUAAUGCAAGCAAAUGAAGGGAAACUUUCCAUGUCAGCAUUAAAUAAUAUGUCUUAUUUGGAAAGAUGUUUGAAAGAGUCGUUGAGAUUAUAUCCUAGUAUGCCUUUUAUAAUGCGAACCAUAUCAGAAGAUGUAAAAUUAGAUUCAUAUUUGGUGCCUUCUGGAACAACAGUGUUUCUCAACAUUUAUGAUACUCAUAGAAAUUCCCAUUUCUGGCCAAAUCCAGAUGUAUUCGAUCCUGAUAGAUUUUUGCCUGAGAAAAUUCAAAAUCGUCAUCCUUAUUCCUACAUACCGUUUAGUGCAGGACCUCGAAAUUGUAUAGGACAACGAUUCGCUAUGUUGGAAAUGAAAGCUAUAAUAGCGCCAUUGAUAUACAAUUUUUAUUUGGAACCUAUAGAUUAUUUAAAGAAUAUUCGUUUCAUGGCAGAUUUUGUAUUACAUGUUGUACAUCCCAUCCGAGUACGAUGUGUUCCAAUUGACCGUACGCCAUCGACUUUAUUUAAAGCCAUAUAAUUUUAAAUAUAA